This is a messenger RNA of Aspergillus puulaauensis, 1515 nucleotides long. Its product is annotated as cytochrome P450. Gene Ontology annotation, molecular function: monooxygenase activity; oxidoreductase activity, acting on paired donors, with incorporation or reduction of molecular oxygen; heme binding. The coding region runs from base 1 to 1515 and encodes 504 amino acids. The transcript is spliced from 5 exons. The record is from RefSeq and is a predicted model, not a curated record. NCBI's taxonomy places the organism in Eukaryota, Fungi, Ascomycota, Eurotiomycetes, Eurotiales, Aspergillaceae.
AUGGAGCUCCUGCGCCUUCUCUUACAGCAUCCGUAUGUCGUUGCUACAGUCACCACCUCGUUUUACGUGGUCUUGACCGCGAUAUACCGUCUCUUCCUGUCCCCCAUUGCUCACUUUCCCGGGCCUCGUCUCGCUGCGCUGACGGGGGCUUACGAGUUCUACUGGGAGGCCAUCCGCAAUGGACGCUACACUUUCCAUAUUGGCGACUUGCACAAGAAAUACGGUCCCAUCGUCCGUAUCAGCCCGACCGAACUGCACGUCAGCGACCCGGACUACUACGAGGUCAUCUACUCGCGCGACAGUCCUCGCAACAAAUAUCCCUACUACCAACGCACGUUGAAUGCGCCAAAUGCCUUUAUCAAUCUCGAAGACCAUUACCAUCACCGGCUGCUCCGUUCCCAGCUGAACCCGUUCUUCUCCAUCAUGCGCAUCCGGCAGCUUGAGCCCGCACUGAAGAAACUCGUUGACAAACUCUGUUGCAGGUUGGAGGAGUUUAAGAAUACAGGCACGCCUGUCACCAUCGAGUAUGCUCUCACCUGCUACGCGACCGACGUUAUCACCAACUACACCAUGGGCGAUGGGUACCACUACCUCGACGAGCCAGACUUCAUCCCCCAGUGGUCCCAUAUGAUUAAAGGCGCUGGAAAAACCAUGACCUACUUUCGGCCGAUCGGUUUCCUUAUGCCUCUGUUUGUGGCCCUACCCGAGUCUGUCACCGCGUGGUUGAAUCCCGGGAUGGACCUGUUCUUCGCCUACCAGCGCCGCUGCCAGCAAAUAAUCGCCGAUAUCUCGAAGAAAUUCUACGAAGGGGAACAACGGGAUGCCAAAGGCGGUCCUGAGAAUAUUUUCGAGAAUAUCCUAGCUAGCAACUUACCCGAGAAAGAAAAGAGCCAGGACCGGCUGUGGCAGGAUAUGCAGAUUUUUGCGGCGGCUGGUGCGGAAACCACGGCCAAGGCGAUGUGCUAUACACUGUUCUAUCUGCUUAACCAGCCGGAGAUAUUGCAGAACUUGAAGGAGGAAUUGGCUCCGUUAGGCGAUGAUCCGAGUCUUCUUCAGCUAGAGCAACUGCCUUAUCUUACCAGCAUCAUGCUUGAGGGCAUCAGACUAUCAUAUGGUGUCACUGCGCGUAUCCCUCGCAUCGCGCCGUAUAACACUCUGAAGUACAAGGACUGGACCAUUCCGCCGGGAACCCCAAUAAGCAUGAGCUGCCUGUUAAUGCACCACGACGAGGCCGUCUUCCCAGACUCGUACGCCUUCAAACCAGAACGCUGGGUCGACCCUACCGAGCGUAAGCGGCUGGAGAAAUACUUGGUUGCGUUUACAAAAGGGUCGCGCCAGUGCAUCGGCAUGCAUCUUGCCCGCUCUGAAAUCCUCCUCGUUAUUUCAACCUUGAUCCGCCACUUCAGGUUUGAGCUGUUUGAGACGACUAUUGAGGAUGUUCGGGUUAUUCAUGAUAUCUUUAUUCCGUCUGUGCGCAUGGAUAGUAAGGGUGUGCGUGUUUUGAUCAAGGAUUGA